Molecule: messenger RNA, 397 nt
Organism: Monomorium pharaonis (pharaoh ant)
Lineage: Eukaryota; Metazoa; Arthropoda; Insecta; Hymenoptera; Formicidae
Product: MICOS complex subunit Mic10
Exons: 3
Coding region: 58-312 (84 amino acids)
Cellular component (GO): mitochondrial inner membrane; mitochondrion; MICOS complex
Source: RefSeq, a predicted model, not a curated record
CGUCGUCGCGUCUUUCGCGCGAAUGACGUAACCGCAGCGGCAUCACAAGCAGCAAAAAUGGCCGGCGCCGUGUGGGCCGAGGACGAGAUCGGGCGCAAGUGGGACCGCUGCUUCACGGACGCCAUCCUCAAGCUGGGUGGCGGCGUGAUCCUGGGUGGAGUGUUUUCUCUAUUUUUCUUCAAAAGAAGGAAGUGGCCCAUUAUAACCGGUGCUGGUUUUGGAUUAGGUAUGGCAUAUUCCAAUUGCGAGAGAGACCUCAACGCAUCGAUACGUCCAAACCUUAGAAGUCGGAAACUUGAAGAAAAGAAAUAAUUAGAGCAAAUUGUAAAAACAAAAUUAAUGCUAUUAUUAAGCUAAGAUAAAAAUUAUAAUAAAGUAAAUAUCUUUACUGUAAUAA